AUGUCGAUGGCUGUUUGGUCAUGCAAGUUAGAGAGGAAACAUUGUAAAUACCUCUCCAAAAAUGGUUGUGAUGAAAACAUUGGAAUACUGUUAGUCUCACUAUGUUUAGUGAGGGGGAUUUCGGCGUCGUCGGAAUCAGAAAAUGGUUGUGAUGAAAACAUUGGUCAUGGAUAUAAGGUGAAGUGGGCAGACUAUGAUUCUAAUGGCAAAGUUUUGACUGCGAAGCUCUCGCUUGUGAAGAGCUCCGCAGUCUAUGGAUCUGACGUUAAGUCCCUCAUCCUCACUGCCAGCUUGGAGUCAAACGACAUACUAAGAGUCCGAGUCACCGACGCCGACAAUGACCGGUGGGAACUUCCUGACGAAGUCAUCACCCGACCACCACCCCCGAAACCAUCCACAUUCCCAAAAUACCCUUUCUCAUUCCUCACAAAUAACCAAAACCUACAACUAUCCGACCCAAACUCCGACCUCACAUUCAACCUCCACAAAACCACACCCUUCGGAUUUUCCAUCAACCGGCGCUCCACCGGCGAUGUCCUCUUCAACACCGCCCCAACCGCCGGCGAUCCCACCACCUUCCUCAUCUUCAAAGACCAAUACAUCCAACUAUCCUCCUCUCUUCCAGCUCAAACUUCACACCUUUAUGGGCUUGGUGAACACAUCAAGCCCACUUUUCAACUGGCCCAAAAUCAAACUCUUACAAUGUGGAAUGCUGAUAUUCCGAGUAGUACCCCUGAUGUUAACCUUUAUGGGGCCCACCCGUUUUACAUGGAUGUUCGAUCUUCGCCCAUUAAAGGAUCCAGUCAUGGUGUUUUGUUGAUGAAUAGUAAUGGGAUGGAUGUUGAGUAUAAAGGUGAUAGGAUUACUUAUAAGGUUAUUGGGGGUAUUAUUGACCUUUACUUCUUUGCUGGUCCUACCCCUGUUAUGGUUACUGAGCAGUAUACUCGCCUUAUUGGUCGUCCUGCCCCUAUGCCUUAUUGGGUUAAGCAGAAAAAUGAUUAAGCUGUAAAACAUAAAUAUAA
Chenopodium quinoa (quinoa) is the source of this 1022-nucleotide messenger RNA. Its product is annotated as alpha-glucosidase-like. The record is from RefSeq and is a predicted model, not a curated record. Bases 1 to 1002 code for a protein of 333 amino acids. Gene Ontology annotation, molecular function: hydrolase activity, hydrolyzing O-glycosyl compounds; carbohydrate binding. Gene Ontology annotation, biological process: carbohydrate metabolic process. The transcript is spliced from 3 exons. NCBI's taxonomy places the organism in Eukaryota, Viridiplantae, Streptophyta, Magnoliopsida, Caryophyllales, Amaranthaceae.